CUUUAAACUUGUGCGAAGUUUUUUAACGUCUGUUUAUUUUUUCUUCAGUCAGAGCGGAGAACCAGCGAUGGCCAAACUUUGUGCAGUGAUUUCCAGUUUGUUGCUGACAGUCGGAGUCGUGGCGGCCCAGACAGAUCAGACUCAGAUCAGCGAGCGUCUGCUGCCUCAGUGGCUCACUGGCAUCAUCGCCGUCUCCAUCUUCCUCUUCCUCAGCUUCGUCGUCUUCCUGGUGAAGAAGGCCUGGUGUGAGGAGCCCAGCAGGAGGAAGGUCAGUGUGGUGUCCGACAAAGAUAAUGACUACGCUAUGACCAUCGAAAACGCCUACGAGACCAACGAAAACGCCUACGAGACCUCCCUGGAUAUGGUCAGGAGCAAAGAAAACACGAACGCCUACAACAACCUGGUGAUUGACAGCACUGAUGACAAAGUUACCUCCAUGUGACUUUCCUGCAUUGAUUCUAUUGGCUGUCUGAGCGUUAUCUUCACCAACUCUGGACGGAGAGACACAAAACACAGAAAAUUAUUUUUAGAGAAACACGUACAUUUUACAGAUGUUUUUAAAAUGUGUCUUUGUUUCGUCGUACCUUUUGUCUCUUUAUUAAUUAAUAAUUAAUUUACUUACACACUUCUGUGACCGUUUUCAUUUUAUCUUCAAAUGCAGCAAGAUUACAUGAAUUAUCAAUAUAUUAGUUGUUGUUUUUCAGACUGUUUGAAUGGUCUACAGUUGCCUCUUGAUGCAGAGAUUCAGAGCAGUAAACAAGAGGAAAAGCAGCCGUCGCCUGUGAUCUUUGUGCUCAUUAAUAAGUUAUCUUUUCUAACAAA
This is a messenger RNA of Micropterus salmoides (largemouth bass), 822 nucleotides long. RefSeq names its product proximal tubules-expressed gene protein-like. The record is from RefSeq and is a predicted model, not a curated record. The transcript is spliced from 4 exons. Bases 68 to 442 code for a protein of 124 amino acids. NCBI's taxonomy places the organism in Eukaryota, Metazoa, Chordata, Actinopteri, Centrarchiformes, Centrarchidae.